This is a messenger RNA of Chilo suppressalis (striped riceborer), 2308 nucleotides long. Lineage: Eukaryota; Metazoa; Arthropoda; Insecta; Lepidoptera; Crambidae. The record is from the annotation of a GenBank genome assembly.
CCACAGCCGCCUAAACACGGUCAAAGCUAACUACAGUGCGGUCAGAACGAUUAUCGUCACAUCAAAAUCUUUUAAGGAAUAGACAUUUUUUACACUCGGUGGAUUGUGUGCACUGUUUAUUUUUUAUUUCAAAUUCACAAUGAUUCUCAUCUUGGCAUGUUUUGCCUUGGCACUCUGGAUAGUGAAGUUCCGAUACAGAAGGCAGCACAUGUACAAACUAGCUUCCAAGAUACCAUCCCCGACCAAAGAGAUGCCCGUUAUCGGCAUUGCGCACAAGUUGAUGGGUAGCACUGAGGAUAUAAUGGAUGAGCUGAAAUUGUACAGCUAUGCAGCCAUGGAAAAUGGUGGUAUAGUCAAAGGAUGGCUCAGUCACAUAUUGUAUUUCUUGCUUUUGGAUCCCGUGGACAAUGAAAAAGUGCUGAAGACAUGCAUGGAGAAAGACAACCUGCACAGAUUCAUAAGAGCCGUCCUUGGCAACGGUGGCAUAUUCGCUUCUGUGAAAAUUUGGAGAAGACGCAGGAAAAUCCUGGUGCCAGCGUUCAGUCCGAAAAUUGUGGAAUCCUUUGUGAAAAUAUUUACUCAGCAGAGUGAGACACUUGUGAAAAAGCUUAGUAACCAAGUUGAAAAGGGCAAAUUCAGCGUAUGGCCUUUUUUGAGCACUUACACAUUAGACUCCGUUUCUCAAACGGCGAUGGGUGUAAAAAUAAACGCGCAGAAUAAUACCCACAGUCCAUUCCUUGUGUCGCUGAACCGAAUCCUGAAUUUGGUGUGCGAAAGAAUAUUCCACCUGUGGCUUCAGCCAGAUUGGAUGUACAUGCUCUUCCCACAAUAUACGGAGCACAAGGCUUGUCUAAAGCAACUGCACGAUUUCACUGAUGAGGUUAUAGUAAAAAAACGCGAAGAAAUACAGAAGGAAUCCAAGGAAAAAACUGAAGCGGAUGCUGAAUAUGAUCUAGAUAAUUAUAAAACCAAGAGUUUCCUUGAUCAUCUGAUUCAUCUUUCGGGCAAAGAGGGUGGUUACACUAAUCUAGAAUUGAGAGAGGAAGUGUUGACCUUGACUAUCGCUGGAACGGAUACCUCUGCGGUUGCCAUGGGAAACACCUUGAAGAUGCUGGCGACAUAUCCUGAAGUUCAAACGCGGGUUUAUGAAGAGAUUUAUGACAUAUUCGGAGAUUCUGGUCGUCAAUUAGUGAAAGAAGAUUUACAUCAACUGAAAUACCUUGAGAGGGUCGUGAAGGAAACACUGAGGCUCUUUCCGCCCGUGCCCUUCAUUAUCAGAAGGGUGGACGAGAAUGUUACAUUACCGUCUGGGCGUGUAUUGCCCGCGGGAUCUGGCGUUGUGGUGUGCAUUUGGGGAGCACACCGGGACCCGAAGCACUGGGGGCCGGACGCCGAGAAGUUCGACCCUGACCGCUUUCUACCAGAGAGGUUCCUGCCGAAACAUGUGUGCAGCUAUAUGCCGUUCAGCCAGGGCCCCAGAAACUGUCUAGGUUAUCAAUACGCCUUGAUGUCUAUCAAAAUAGCUGUCGCGGCAAUAGUGAGGGAUUUCAAAGUAGUGCAAGACCUUCAGAAUACUGAUACGCCAAACAUCAGGGUCAAGUUAGAUAUAAUGAUGAAAGAUGUGGAUGGUUACCAAAUAGCUUUAGAGAAGCGAAAACCGAGUACGAAUACCAAUGUCAGGAUAUCGUCGUAGUUGAUAAGUUUAUUUAUGAUUGAACCUAUAAAGUUGGAAUUCGUAUAGCUGCUGUCACGUAAAACAAUCAUUGGAGAUGCAAAUAAAUUUUAUAACAACUUUUGAGUACAAUCAAAGUCGAGGAUCUUCUAACGCGGUGUUUUCCUACGUGCUUAAUAAAACACUCUUCUGAGGUCCAAGCACGAAUUUUCGACAGCUACGUAAUUCCACAUCAUCAAAGUUUCUAUGAAAACUAAGCAGCACCGGAUCGGAUGUAAGAACAGACUAGCUUUUUCAUACAAAAUUUGAUGAUGACGAUACGUUACGGGCAUGUCAAAAAUUCGUGUUUUGGCCUCUGAACGUCUGAUGAUGAAGAUUGGAUUGAAGUUUUCACAACUUAGUUAACUAUCUUGGCGGAUGUAAAGUGGAGCUGCCAAGUAGUUCGUUUUUUAUUAGAUUAUAUGUAAAAGAGUGAACUUCUAUAUAAAUACAGGUUUUAUAAAGCCUUACUUGGUCACUCACCACGAUUGUUGAGGCAAAAAAAGAAGUCAAAAAAUGCUUCAGAACCAACAAUAAUUAAACAUCGUAGUUCAGAACACACAAUGUAAAACAGUAUUAAAAUAAAUUAUUAUGAAU